Messenger RNA from Babesia sp. Xinjiang, 1101 nucleotides. RefSeq lists its product as uncharacterized. The record is from RefSeq and is a predicted model, not a curated record. The transcript is spliced from 8 exons. NCBI's taxonomy places the organism in Eukaryota, Apicomplexa, Aconoidasida, Piroplasmida, Babesiidae. Bases 1 to 1101 code for a protein of 366 amino acids.
AUGCUUAUGCGCUUAAGAAACGUUAAACUCUUAAGAAGAGUGCAGAGAUUUGAUAAACGUAGCGGAUUCUUGUCAAUAGGUGUACCCAGCUUACUCGUACUUUUCAGCGUCCUAGCGGCAGGAACUAUCAUCGUAGAUAAGCAAUUAGCUUGCAAAUUUGCACGAGCAAGUAGCAUAUCGAAGCGAGAAUUAACGCUCAAAGAAGAACAUGAAGAGAUGCUCAAAAUGCUCGCUAGGGUAACACCGGUAGAACAACAAGAUGAAUAUACCAAGUUUCGUGCUUUCGCAGGAACCGUACAAGACGUUGUAAGCGAUAGGGGCGAUCUAAGACUUGAACAAUGGAAAGGGAAACGUGUUGUGGGUAUCACAGCAAAAAGCACAAUUUCAGUCAACGAUGUCAUCGACAAUCACCCAAUCUCAAGAAUUGUAAUGAUACCGGAUGACUCAAAAAUUGAGACACCGGAUAUAGUCAUUAACAUCAUACCACUAUGCAGAGCGCUAAUAUGUGAAAAUUUGCACAUGAGAACUGUGGAAAACGAAGUUGUCAUUAUAGUGGCCGGGUCAAUGGCAUCGGCGGUACCAUAUCUACAGUGGCUGCUCAUUAAAAAUAUCAAGGUUGCAGUGUAUCUACCACCUGCAGAGGCAGAUGAUGAUCAAGAAAAGGGUGUUGAUGAAGACUAUAAGCAUCCUUUGUUUAGUCAUGGGAAGUUCAAACCCCUGGCCACAAAUGUGAUCAUUCGACGGAAUAAUAUUGAAACAGUAUCGGAUGAUGCGCUCACGCUGACAAACGGAAUAGGAGCUAGCGCGAUAGCAGUUCUUCCCGAUGCCGUAAAAGCGUUCAAAACAGAAGAGGUGCGAGUGAGCAGGCAAAUGCUGCUUUCUGCGGGGAUGGGAUCACGUAUCGUAUGGCAACAAGCAUUGGAACAGGUUGACCCUUGCGAAUCAAAAUGCCUCUUCAACAAAGGUGUCUCUUUGAGUCUCUUCAACUUUGACGCAUCGCUGGAGGCUCAUAGUUCUGACGGUGUGGUACAGCACGCGCUGAUGGAAACCGUCAAAAGGGUAACACAUAAAACCAUUUAUGUUGAAAAGUAUUAUAGCUAA